Branchiostoma floridae (Florida lancelet) is the source of this 3285-nucleotide messenger RNA. RefSeq names its product voltage-dependent calcium channel subunit alpha-2/delta-1-like. Gene Ontology annotation, cellular component: L-type voltage-gated calcium channel complex. Lineage: Eukaryota; Metazoa; Chordata; Leptocardii; Amphioxiformes; Branchiostomatidae. Gene Ontology annotation, molecular function: voltage-gated calcium channel activity. Bases 646 to 3285 code for a protein of 879 amino acids. The transcript has 34 exons. The record is from RefSeq and is a predicted model, not a curated record.
GGCAAUCUAUCGCUCACCGCGAGUGAGCAUGCCUGCCGAAGUCUCCAGAUGUUGGAGGGAAAAAAGAUAGAAUCUUACUAUAUAUGGAAGAUAGUUUGUGUUAUGGAGCCCGAAAAAGGUACCAGCAUUAUAAAUAUAAUAUAAGUGCUGGACAAAAGGCACUGUGAAUACGGAAAGGUGAAAGUGUUUUGAACACCCGUCCUAGACAUGUCCUAGAUUUCCUGUGGGAUGUCAGCCUUGGGAGUCAUAAUCACUCCAAGACGCUGUCCGAUAGUUUCGACGCGGGCACUCUUCCCCGGUCCUUUUGUGAGCCUUGUGUGAUUGAAUGCUUCAUUAGCGCCACCCAAAGCCGAAUGGCAAUCGGCUUCCCCGUUCAUACAAUAAGAAAAACUCCCAGAUGACUUCCAGUUCUUCAUAUUCCUUUUAUCCUGCCAUUUUUAGAUUGCUGUGAAAUUGCCGCAAUUUUCCUGGGAAAUUAGGAGUUAGUCCGGUCUCCAGAUCUAUAAUCACAAACUGCCUGCGGUAAUCGAUCUCCCCAAAGUUGUGCCAUCUUAAAUCAUCAUUAAAUGUUUUUAAGACAUCUCGCCUACGCUUAUUGCCAAUGUCGAGUCAAUUUUCCGUCAUUUCUGCGUCUAUUUACAGACGAUGUUAAUGAGGCCUUGGGGAGGGGCGUGCACCUGUCCGUCACAACGAGGCUCCGCACAAUUCAACAUGGCGGCGACCAGGCUGGCUGCGGUGGUUCUCCUCGCUAGUCUUUCCAUCGGCUCGGCACAACAGCUACAACACCCGUCUCUCAACAUAGUGAUGGAGUGGGGUGAUAGACUGGAGGAGGAGCUCUACAACAUCGUCAGCAAAUACAGUGGAGUAGAGGAGCUGAAAAAUUUUUAUCGAGAUCACAAUGUGAACCUGAAUGUUGUGGAUGUAGAUGGGCAGGUACUGGUACAGCAAACAGCCAAGGAAAUCGAUGGCCUGCUCUCCAAGAAGAUGAAGGCCUUAGAGACUGUGGUAAGCGCAGCAGAAGACUUGGCCCUGAAUUACACCUAUGACCCAGACCUGGCGAUAGAGGAUGUCCACUGGUAUGAUGCCAAAAACCUUGCUGAUGGAGACCCCAUCCUAACGUACGACCCACAGUUCAGGAAACCCAUCAACCGUACCUACAGUGCCAUCCAUCUGCCAACAGAUAUCUGGAAGGGAGACCCCAAGAUUGCCAAUGAGCUGAAAUGGUCAGACAAGCUGGAUGAAGUGUUCUAUGCCAACACAGUAGAGGACCCAGGUUUGCUGUGGCAGUACUUUGGCAGUAGCCAAGGACCCUUUAGAGACUACCCAGCCUUCCAGUGGGAGAGUCCUGGGACAGUAGACCUGUUUGAUGUCAGGAGAAGGCCAUGGUACAUCCAAGGUGCCAGUUCAGCAAAAGAUAUGAUGAUCCUAAUUGACAAUAGUGGAAGUGUCCACGGUUUGACCCUCACCCUCAUCAAGAGGUCGGUACAGGAACUACUCAAGACACUAGGAGAAAAUGACUUUGUCAAUAUGGCAUGGUUCAACACAGAGGCACAUUAUGUCAGCUGCUUUGACACCUUUGUCCAGGCCAAUGUACGCAACAAAAAGGUUCUGGAAGUUGCUGUCCUGGAGAUUGGUGAUGGAAACAUGUCUGACUUUGGAAAGGGCUUGGAGUUUGCAUUCAGAGCUUUUGACGAUUUCAAUGCAACCCAUACCAGCCAGGGUGCCAGGUGUAACAAGAUCAUCAUGCUUUUUACUGAUGGUGGUACCGAGAGACCUGUGGAGGUCUUUGAGAAGUAUAACAAGGACAGAGAUAUCAGAAUAUUCACCUAUGCAGUUGGCCCUCCUGCUUACUCAACCAGUGCACUUAAGUGGAUGGCAUGUGAAAAUAAAGGUUAUUUCUUAGAGAUCCCAGCAGUGGGGGCCAUAAGACAGCAGACACAGCACCUCUGCCCUCUAUGCCACCAGGACUAUGUAGCUGUACUGAGUAGACCCAUGGUGUUAUCAGAGGAAAAACAGUUUAUGUGGACAAACAUCUACCUGGAUGCUAUGGGCAUGGGCAUGAUGACAACUAUCACUCUUCCUGUCUACAACAAGUCAUUAGGAAGCCAGGAGAUUCUAGGAGUAAUGGGCACAGACAUCACGCUGGCACAGAUCACCAAAUUCAACCCCAACAGGGAGGUUGGACCCACAGGUUAUACUUUUGCCAUCAACCCCAAUGGCUACAUACUCUUCCAUCCCAGCCUUAAAAGCCAGGAGCAAACUUAUUCAUCGUUUUCUGAGAAAGCACGGCUAGAGUAUAGGCUGGGUUACCUGUCAGAGCCACCUAAUGUUGAUUUCCUGGAGGUGGAACCAGACAACCCCAGUAAGGAAGAAGUGAGGAAAAACAUGAUUGAUCGAGCAUCAGGAGCAGUGACUAUAGAGACUUUUGUCAGGUCACAAGAUGAGAGAUACGUGGACCUUGUGAACAGGACAUACAUCUACGGUCCCAUGAACAGCACCAUAUUCAGCCUUGGAUUGGUGCUGCCGGAAUACAGACAGAAGAGGAUAGAAGUAGAGAACAUUGACAUACCAACAGGUCGUGAUUACUUACAAACACAGCGCUCUGCACUCUUCAUUGCACCAUGGAAUUUCUGUGAUGAUGUUCUGACAAAUGCCAGCCAUGCUGACUUCCUACAAGACAUCCUGGAGAAACUGAGUGGCUUUGACUUCCCAGCUGAAUGUGAUGAGCCCAGGCUGAAGCACUUGCUGCUAGACACUAUUGUCACCGAGAGGCUGGCAGAAUUCUGGAAUAACAAAGCUGUAGACUUCAAGAGUCAAGACCUAGAGUCAUGCAGUAAUACCGGUAAUGCAUGUAAUGCUACAUGUAGCAAUGCUCGAUAUAAUGCGAGUGAUGGUAUCGUGGCGACUUUUGUAUCAACAGAAGGUGGAAUCACCAGGGUCUUUCCUGAGAGCGAAUGUCAGGACUUUGAGGAUAGGAGGGACACUUGGCAGCAGACCUUCUUCAGGAGAUCUCUUGACAAUAAUUACUUCAUCUACUCAGUGCCUUACAAUUCUGACCACCAGAACUGGCCAGUGAAUUACACCAUCAUGGCCACCUCCUCUGUCACUCUUAACGACAUGGGUGGCAUUAAACCAGCAGUUGUUGGAGUGAAGCUUGACCCAGAAAUCAUAUUGGGCACCAUGUUGCACAUCACAGAUCAGUGUCCUGGAGGACCGGCUUGUUCAGACGGAGUUAGCAAGAGUUGCAGAGAUAGUGAGGUAAGUCUUGGGACUUGCCAUUACUGA